This is a messenger RNA of Rotaria sp. Silwood1, 2127 nucleotides long. Lineage: Eukaryota; Metazoa; Rotifera; Eurotatoria; Philodinida; Philodinidae. The record is from the annotation of a GenBank genome assembly.
AUGAAGGUUGAAGCAACGAUUCGUUCGUUUGCUUCUGAUGUAACUAUAACACAGGUAUUUCAAAACCAGGAGAAGACACCGAUUGAAGCGGUCUAUUGUUUUCCUAUCGAAGAGCGAGCUGCUAUUUAUUCCUUUAGAGCUCAUAUUGAUGAUAGAGAAAUCAUUGCUGAGUUGAAGAAAAAGAAGGAAGCACAGCAUGAAUACAUUAAUGCUUUAAAGCAAGGUCAUGGCGCUUAUUUGCUGGAGCAAGAUGAGAAAUCAAAUGAUAAUUUUAUCAUUAAUGUUGGUGCGUUGCCUCCAUCGAAAGAAUGCGUCAUUACUAUAGCCUAUGUUUCCGAAUUAGAAUUCGUUCAAGGAUCUAUAAUUCAAUUCAUAGUUCCAACAACUAUUGCACCUCGUUAUGAUCCCGAAAAAGGUAGUGUUUCAUCACCAGCAAAUACAAAUACGUUGUAUGUUCAAUCAAGUCCUUACACAAUCGGAUUUUAUUGUCAUAUUGAAAAGGUUGGACAACAGAUUGCUCGAAUAAAUUCAACAUCGCAUGCGAUUGAUGUUGAUAUGAACCAAUCGGAUGCUUAUAUAGUAACGUUUAGUCAAGAAAAUACACAUUUAGAUCGAGACAUUCGAAUCAAUAUUGAAUUAACAACAAAACAUGAUAGUACGAUUCUUGCUGUCGAAUCUAGUGCUGUAAUGGUCGCAUUUGUUCCUACUGAUAGCAAUUAUUGUCAGCAAACGACAUCGAAUAAUGAAUUUAUUUUUGUGGUUGAUUGUAGUGGAUCAAUGGAAGACGAAAACAAGAUUGGACUUGUUCGAGAAGCUAUGCUAAUUUUUCUCAAAAGUCUACCGAUCAAUUGUCAUUUCAAUAUAAUUCGUUUUGGUUCUCAUUAUGAAAGCCUAUUUGAAAAACGUACUGUAAUCUAUAAUGAGGAAAAUGUUCGAAAAGCCGAAAAACUCAUUGAACAAAUGAAAGCCGACAUGGGUGGUACUGAAUUGCUGCGACCUUUGCAAUGGCUUGAACAACAAGCACCUGAUCAAGGACGAGGACGUCAGAUUUUUCUUCUGACAGACGGAGAGAUUUCGAAUGUUUCAGAAGUACUCGAACUGUGUCGAUCAAUGGCUUCAACCAGUCGAAUUUUUUCAUUUGGUCUGGGUCAAUCACCGAGUCGUUCUUUGGUUAAAGGUCUUGCUCGAUCGACGAAUGGUCAAUUUACUUUUAUUCCACCGAAUACUAGUGUUGAUAGUUCAGUAUGUGAACAAUUACGCAGAGCUCUUCAGCCAUGUAUUACCAAUGUACACAUUAAAUGGAAUCUUGGUGUUGAAGUUCAAAAUGCUCCAAGACAAUUACCUCCGGUCUAUUUCAACGAUAGACUCAUUGCGUAUGGUCUCAUUGAUGAUAAAACUAUUCCAUUCAAACACGAUUCUUCUGUUGAACUUGAGACUCAUCCGAAUCAUCAUCAAUUAGCCAUAGCUCAAGUCAAUCGAGUCCCAACUGUAAGCGACAACGGAACCAUUGCACGUCUCGCUGCCAAAGCACUCAUUCUUGAGUUACAACAUGAGAAAGUUCUGUCGAAAGGAUUCACGACACAACCACGAUUCCAAGCUAUGUCAUUGUCCAAGGAAGAAGAAAUGAUGAUGAAGAAACAACAUAUCAUCGAAUUAUCUCUUAAAUACAGUAUCUUAAGUCCAUACACUGCUUUUGUAGGUAUUGAGAAACGAAUAAAUGAAAAUAACAGUGAUAUGGUUUUAUGUGAAGUGCCAAUUCAAAUAUCUAUGAAUGAUCAAUAUUCACAAUCAAUCCAUCCGCAAAUGUUCGCUUAUUUCUCCCCAAGUUAUUCGCCUACUUCACCAAGUUAUUCGGCUAAUUCGCCAUGUUAUUCGCCUACUUCGCCAAGUUAUUUGCCUACUUCGCCAUGUUAUUCGCCUACUUCACCAAGUUAUUCGCCUACUUCGCCAUGUUAUUCGUCUACUUCACCACGUUCUUCAAUAAGAGUAGCAUUGAAAGAUAUUCUUAUUGGAGAACUAAAACAUGUAAUCAUAAAAAUUCCAUCAAAACUUGUUUUUCAAAAAUGUUUAUCUUGGACUGCUUCUUUAAAACAUAUUUUGGAAAAUAAUGAAUAUUAUUUACAUUAA